CUCACCACACCAGCUGUUCGCGGUGAACAAGAAUUGUAAACAAUUAAGAUUUGCCAUUUGUUUGAUUUCCUUGCGUUUUUAGCUGCAUAGGCGAGCCCACCAUGUUCGAACGUAAUCAGAAAACCAUCUUCGUGCUGGACCACACACGGUACUUCAGCAUUGCCAGCGAGGAGUAUAUCUCUAUGGAUUUCCUCAAGGGGAAGCCCUCGGUAGACGGCGGAGGACCAGGAGCGGCUACAAAUGCAGGAGGAGGCGGCGGUGGAUCCCAGUUCAGCAAGAGCCUGUGGACGUGCGCCUGCGAGUCCUCCAUUGAGUACUGCCGCGUGGUCUGGGACCUCUUUCCGGGCAAGAAGCACGUGCGCUUCAUCGUUUCGGACACGGCGGCGCACAUCGUGAAUACCUGGAGUCCCAGCACGCAGAACAUGUCACACGUAAUGAACGCCAUGGUAAUGGUGGGCGUGCCGUCGCGCAACAUGCCCCAAUCCUCGGACUACUCGGUUAUCCACGGCUUGAGGGCAGCCAUCGAGGCUCUGGCCGAGCCCACGGAUGAGCAAAUGGCAGCGGUUGCUGACUUUGGCCCCGAAGAUCUGACCCGCAUUCCCAACAAGGGCCGUGUCAUCUGCAUUACCUCGGCGCGGGACAACACAAGCAUGAAGAGCCUGGAGGACAUCUUCAACACGGUUCUGGUGCAGCAAAACGCCCUAGCAGCGCCGCCUGCUAAAAAGGGCCUGUCCAUCGACCACUGCCACUUGGUCAUUCUUAACAUUGUGCCUCUGGGCGUCGAAUCGCUGGUCACCAAUCGCAGUUUGCUCAAAAUCUCACCGCUCCUGGACGUCGAGAUCCACACGGUUAGCGCCCCGGACAUCUCGUACAAGUUGACGCAUCUGAUCCUAAACCACUAUGACCUGGCCAGCACCACGGUGACCAAUAUACCCAUGAAGGAGGAGCAGAACGCCAAUUCCAGCGCAAACUAUGACGUGGAAAUCCUGCACAGCCGGCGAGCCCACUCCAUUACUUGUGGCCCGGACUUCAGCCUGCCCACGAGCAUCAAGCAGGGUGCCACGUACGAGACUGUGACGCUAAAGUGGUGUACGCCGCGCGGUUGCGGCUCGGCGGAUCUGCAGCCCUGCCUGGGUCAGUUCCUAGUGACUCCUGUGGACGUGACCUCGCGACCAAGUUCCUGCCUGAUCAAUUUCCUGCUCAACGGGCGCUCGGUUUUGCUGGAGAUGCCACGCAAGACCGGCUCCAAGGCCACCAGCCACAUGUUGUCUGCCCGCGGUGGAGAAAUCUUUGUCCACUCGCUGUGCAUCACGCGCUCCUGCAUGGAUGAGGCGCCAGCGAUCGCCGAUGGCCCAGGUGGCCGCGUCUCGGACUACCGCACCGCUGAGCUCGGCCAGCUGAUCAAGAUGUCGCGCAUGGUGCCAUUAAAAGUUAAGGAUCCGGCUGCUCCCAAUAUGGCGCGUCGAUUACCACGGUACUUUCCCCUAACCACCAGCUCCUCGAUACUAUUCCACCUGCAGCGGCAGAUCAGUUGGCUGCCGCACUUCCUGCACCUGUUGGUCAAGGAGGACAUGGACAAGCAGGAGGAGGUGCGUUGCCAGCAACACAUUCACGAGCUAUACAAAAGCGCAUCGCGCGGCGAUGUUCUGCCCUUCACCCAUACCAAUGGAGCGAGGCUAAAGCUCUCUAAGGCCAAGGAUCAGUAUCGGUUGCUGUAUAGGGAGCUGGAGCAACUUAUCCAACUGAACGCCACCACAAUGCACCACAAGAAUCUGCUGGAGAGCCUGCAGAGCUUGCGCGCAGCCUACGGCGAUGCGCCGCUCAAGUCGGAAUCGGGCGCCAGCCUUCUACGCUCCUACACGGAAUCCCCGCUUUCACCUGAGCGCCUAGAACCCCUCAGCAGCGGCAGUGCCAGUGGCAGCAGCAACUCCAAUAGCCUGCUUAAGGCUAGCAAGCGCCGCAUGUCUAGUUGUGGGCAAAGAUCCCUGCUCGAUAUCAUCUCCUCUGCAGAGCGAAGUCAGUCCAACAAGCGCUUGGAUUUUUCGGGUCGUCUUUGCACUCCACUGGGUCAGGUGGCCAAACUGUACCCGGACUUUGGCAACAAGGAGAAGGAUCCACUAACGACGGGCGCCAGUAUUACGCCCAACGUCAAGGAGGAGUCAAUACGCAGUUAAGAAAAGAGAUCCGUAUCUAAAUUACGCAUUUUGACCAAACCAGACAUAUUUAUAGAAAACAACUUUCUGUUAUAUUUUCCUUAAGGAAGACUUAAUUUUAAAAUAAUUGAAUGUUGCAAUUAAGUAUUUUUCUGUGAGCUUCUGCUUUUAUUUGGCCUAUGGCUGAAAAAACAUAACUAUUUGUGGAGAAACCAUUAUUCCCUAAAGUAAGCUGCUUCAAAAUGAAUGAUUCAAACUGUACGUUUAACUUAAGAAAUUAUUUACUUCUGUUCAAUAUCAGUCUUUUAUAACUGUUUUUGAUCUUUCACACCGAUAUCGAUCAUAAUACAUUUUUGAAUUUAAGAAAUAUUUACUGAGUACUUGAUAACACAGAUUUACAUAGUAAGCUUUUACCAAUGAAACGAAUAUAAAUAAAAUAUGGCGUGCAUUUCCUGCAUUUAAUAUAA
Drosophila rhopaloa is the source of this 2620-nucleotide messenger RNA. It is a transcript of the gene asun, whose product is annotated as protein asunder. NCBI's taxonomy places the organism in Eukaryota, Metazoa, Arthropoda, Insecta, Diptera, Drosophilidae. Gene Ontology annotation, biological process: regulation of mitotic cell cycle; centrosome localization. The record is from RefSeq and is a predicted model, not a curated record. Gene Ontology annotation, cellular component: integrator complex. The coding region runs from base 102 to 2174 and encodes 690 amino acids. The transcript is spliced from 3 exons.